CGUUGGGGACGUUUUUUAUUUUUUUUAUUUGGUUUCCGACGACUGCACUAACCACAUAGAACCCGUCACUUGAGUUGUCGGAUAAACUAGGUUCAAUUAAACCAAACGUUCCAAUUAGAAUAUAAAGAAAUAACAAUGCGUCUGCUUAUUCUAUAUGGAAGUCAAACGGGAACGGCACAAGAUGUUGCCGAACAGCUGUGGCGCACCUCGAAAACAUAUGGCUUCGAAGGACCAGUCCUGGCCAUGAAUGAUUACCCCGUACAGAAUCUAAUUGAAGAAACAUUGGUGUUGUUUGUUGUUGCCACAACGGGUGAUGGCGAUGAACCGGAUAAUAUGCGUAACUUUUGGAAGUUCUUAUUGAGGCGUAGUCUUCCAAAUAAUUCGCUGGACAAGUUACAAUAUGCCUGCCUGGGAUUGGGCGAUUCUAGUUAUUCCAAAUUUAACUAUGCGGCAAAAAAGUUAAAUAAGCGGCUACAGCAAUUGGGUGCAAGUACCAUUGUUCCCAUGGGUUUAUGUGAUGAUCAACAUGAUCAUGGGUUGGGAGCAGUUGCUCUGCCAUGGAUGGACCAAGUAUGGUUGGAAUUGGAAAAACGUUUGGGUGUAAAGGCGAAUGGCAGCGAUAGUGGUAGAAUAUUUAAAUGGUCAUGUCGGGUGGUAGAUGUUCCUUACGAUGAGAAUCGAGAUCAAAAUCACAUACUGUGGCCGCAUAAGGAGGAACCCCUAAAACUGAUUCUACGUGAAAAUUUGCGUACCACAGAGGAAGACCACUUUCAGGAUGUACGAUUAUUAAAAUUUGAUGCAGCAGAGGCAACAUGGAGCCCGGGUGAUGUAUUACAAGUACAACCCCAAAACUCCCAGGAACAGAUUGAUGAAUUCUUUUCAUGGGCUGAAGAGCACAAAUUGGAUUUUUCUCCCGAUACUCUGGUGGAAAUCGCUAGUAAUCACAAGGACAUCAGUGUACCAAAAUGCUAUAGCCAACCUUUAACAGUUAAACAAAUGGUUACCUAUUUAUGGGAUUUAAGCCACAAGCCAAGACAAAGAGCAUUUGAGUUGCUUGCCCUUAACUGUGAGGAUGAGCUUGAAAAGGAAAAACUAUUGGAAUUUACCACAGCCGAGGGCCUGGAUAGCCUUAUAAAUUACAUCAAUCGUCCGCGACGUACGGUUUUGGAGGUAUUGCAGGACUUUCGUCAAGCUUCUGCUAAAAUGACACUAAAUACUUUAGUGGAACUUUUUACUUUUAUACAACCACGUAGCUUUUCCAUUGCCAGUUGUGUGGGAUCGGGCAAAUUGGAUCUGCUGGUGGCAGUGGUGGAAUAUAAAACAAAGUUGUCAAAACCAAGGUUGGGUUUAUGUUCAAAUUGGUUAAAAUCCCUGAAAGUUGGUACAACAGUGUUAGGUUGCAUUAAACCGGGAACAAUGAAACUGCCUAAAAAUUCUAAAACUCCUGUAAUUAUGAUUGGUCCUGGGACAGGCAUUGCACCUUUCCGUGGUCUAAUACAAAGCCGCUUUUUUCUGACAAGAAAAGAUGGAGAAGUUAAUGGUGUUGUUGGUGAUGAUCCCUCAAUGGUUGUAUAUUUUGGUUGUCGAAAUCGCAGCAAAGAUUUUCAUUUUCGUGAAGAUCUAGAGCAAUGGUCCAAAGAGGGUGUUAUUAGUCUACAUUGUGCCUUUUCUCGAGAUCAGGAUCACAAAAUAUACGUUCAGCAUUUAAUUGAACAAAAUGUUGAGAAACUACAAAAACUGAUUUUGGAAAGGCAAGCUGUUAUAUUGGUGGCUGGUUCUUCCAAUGACAUGCCAAAAGCUGUAAAAGAAGCCUUUCUCAAGGUACUUAAUGGCCAGGAGACCUUGUUAGAAGAAAUGGUCAAACAAAAACGUUAUCAAGAAGAAACCUGGUCUUAGUCACAAAUGAUAAUAAACUUUGUUAUUUAAUAUACAUUUAUAGAAAAAAAUAAAUACAAUUUAUGCUAUUUAA
This is a messenger RNA of Musca domestica (house fly), 1969 nucleotides long. RefSeq names its product NADPH-dependent diflavin oxidoreductase 1. The transcript has a single exon. The record is from RefSeq and is a predicted model, not a curated record. Gene Ontology annotation, cellular component: cytosol. Lineage: Eukaryota; Metazoa; Arthropoda; Insecta; Diptera; Muscidae. The coding region runs from base 136 to 1896 and encodes 586 amino acids. Gene Ontology annotation, molecular function: flavin adenine dinucleotide binding; NADPH-hemoprotein reductase activity; FMN binding.